AUGUUAUCCCAGAUGAGCCGCGUCUUACUCUUCAAAGUGUGGGCGAUGGUCGCGCUUCUUCCCUACACAAGUACCUGCGCGGCAGCUCUAAAUGGGAUAAAGGCCAGUACUGGACAAGAUACUGUCAGCAGAAGACACCCUCCUAGCACAAAUGCCGCACGUGAAGCCAUCGACGCAAUGAAUUGGGGGUUUUACAACAUUACAGAUGGCCGCUGGAGGACUUCGGAUGCGUGGUGGCUAAGCGGCAAUGCCUUACAAACCAUACUAGACUAUAUGAGGGCCACCGGCAGCAAAGACUACUUGUGGCAGGCUGAGCAUACCGUCCGGAUGCAAAAGAAACCGCUUCCUUGGUGGCCCCAGGGCGGAGGCGACUUUCGUGCAGAUUCAACUGACGAUACCGGGUGGUGGGUGCUGGCGUUGGUGAGCCUCUUUGACCUGACGGGCUCCGUCGAAUACCUCGACAUUGCGCGCCGUGACGAAGAGUAUAUGUACAGCUACUGGAGUACCUCCACUUGCGGCGGGGGGAUAAUUCAGGAUAUCCCCAACCUCGCGUACAAGAAUGCGAUCAGCAAUGAGCUGUACCUGAAGUUGGCAGCCUCGCUGCAUAAUCGGAUCCCCGGGGACCACGUCUACUUAGAACGUGCCGUUCAAAGCUGGGAGUGGUUCAAAGGAAGUGGAAUGAUCAACUCGGAGAAUCUGGUCAACGACGGCCUUGCCCAGAGCAGUAACGGUACAUGUAGCAACAACGGCGCGACGACAUGGACAUAUAAUCAAGGCGUAAUUAUAGGGGGACUUGUCGAGCUGUAUCGCGCAACUGCAGAUGAAGAGUAUCUGGCCGAAGCAAAGAAAAUUGCCGACGCUGUUCUGAACAGCAGCAUGCUCUCCCAAAGGGGGAUUUUACACGAGCCAUGCGACCCGGCAACAGACUGUAACAGCGAUCAGGCGGCUUUCAAAGGCAUCUUUGCGCGAGAUCUAGCAGAGCUGGAUAAGGUAUUAGACGAUAGACCUUACAAAGGAUAUCUCGUGCGAAACGCAGAAUCAGCUUGGUUGCGAGCGAGAAAUAGUCAAAAUUUCUACUCCGUUAGCUGGACUGGACCAUUUGACAAGGCAACAAUUGGCUCCCAAGCUUCAGCGGCUAGCCUACUUUUAUCUGCCUUAUGAAGUACUGAGAG
This is a messenger RNA of [Torrubiella] hemipterigena, 1172 nucleotides long. The record is from the annotation of a GenBank genome assembly. Lineage: Eukaryota; Fungi; Ascomycota; Sordariomycetes; Hypocreales; Clavicipitaceae.